Anguilla rostrata (American eel) is the source of this 3187-nucleotide messenger RNA. Its product is annotated as nectin-4-like. The record is from RefSeq and is a predicted model, not a curated record. The coding region runs from base 745 to 2433 and encodes 562 amino acids. The transcript has 11 exons. NCBI's taxonomy places the organism in Eukaryota, Metazoa, Chordata, Actinopteri, Anguilliformes, Anguillidae. Gene Ontology annotation, cellular component: adherens junction. Gene Ontology annotation, biological process: homophilic cell-cell adhesion; heterophilic cell-cell adhesion.
AAUCAAAGGAAUCUGGGUCGGUGAGUGCAGAUCCGGGGAGGUGAGCGCUCACGUGACACACAGAAAAACAGGUGUAGUGCACGAGGAAAGUGUUGGAGCAUGGGGGCUUAGCUGAGAUGGCAAUGCGUACAGUGCCGAUUUUCACCGAUUGUUAUUGUUUUUAGUGUUUUGUUUUUUAAAAAAUAAUACAGCUUAGGUGUCACGGGACGUGAACGCGGGUCGGUCAUGAAACUGUAGCUUAAUGUGUUUUUAAUGGGAUUUACAUUUUUUUGGUAGAAACUAUUACUUUAAAAACGUUAAAAUACAACAUUGUAUCCGCAUAAUGUGUCAAAAGGCUAUAUUUUAUAGUCGCAUGAAUGCGUUCCGUCGUCGGUUGCAUUAUUGAUGACGCGUGUGCAAACUGGAAUUACAAGUUUUGCGCUCUUGUUUAAUCGUUACUGCCAAGAGAAACGACUGGGCUGGGUUGCGUUUUGCGCAAUAAAGACAAGAAGUAAACCAGAAACUAAUCGAACUAUCGGACAGCUGAAGCACAAGUUCGACUGUCCAGUAACGGACGACCUGUCCUGACUUCGCGCGAUCGGCGGCGUCAAGCUCGCCUGCUGGAUAUAUUAUUCCUCGAAGCGAAGUUGAGAUCGCACUGAACAGGACCGAGCUUGGAAAACCUAUACAGUAGCACCGAGUACACCUGAGCUGCGCUAAGCUGUGACGAGUUGUGCCGGACUGGAGCUUGCGGGCCGGCGAGGCAUGGCGAGUCGUAUAUGGGGAACGGGGCUCUUGCUUCUAACUAUCCGGUGUUUCGUGCUGAGUGUGAGGGGGGAGUUUUUGGAACCCCCUCCCUCCUUCUCCCUGCGCUCCAUCGCUGAGGAGCAGACCCGGCUGCCCUGUCGCUUCCGGGUCCAGGAUGAGCAGGUGGUGCAGGUGACCUGGUUCAGGGAGCGGCCCGACGGAACCAAGGAGCAGCUCAUCACCGCCCAUCAUGUACAGGGCCAGCCAGGGUUUGGGAAGUUUGCUGACCACCUGCAUUUCGAGAGCAGCGACCCCAUGGCGGACUCCACGCUGAUCAUCCGGAGCACGGAGGUGUCAGACGAGGGGAUUUACACGUGCCACAUCUCCACCUUCCCCUCCGGAAACUUCGAGAGACAGCUGUCACUCACCGUCUGGACCACACCCAUCUCCUCGCUGGAUCCGGUGGAGAUGGUGGAGGGGGAGUCCUUCCGCGUGGCCGCCACCUGCCGCUCGGUGGCUCGCCCCCCGCCCCGCCUCUCCUGGGACACCGAGCUGCCCGGCCAAUCGCAGAACCGCAGCUCCGAGAGCGGGGCCGUCACCACCCACUUCUCCCUGCACCCCUUGCGCAGCAUGAACGGCCGGUCGCUGGACUGCCUGGUGUGGCACCCCGCCCUGGACAAGCCCCGCAGGAUCACCAACCGCCUGGUGGUGCUCUAUCCCCCGAACCCCACAGUCAGAGGGAAUGAUGGUACCUGGGUGGUGGGGCUGCAGGGAGCCUCACUCCGGUGUGACAGCGGAGGGAACCCCCAACCACACAGCUUCACCUGGUCCAGGAGGGACGCGGCCUUGCCUGAAGACGUGAUCGUGGAGGGCGGGACUCUGCGGUUCGGCCGACCCCUCGCCCCGACUGACGGGGGCGUGUACGAGUGCGAGGCCAGGAACAGCGUGGGCGCAGUGAAGGCCGAUACCGAAAUCCUGUUAGAGAGCGGACAACGGCAGGAGGCCCCUGUCAAUAACCUGUGGCCCCUAUUGGGCGGGGCUGCCGGGGCAUUGGUGGUUGUCCUGGUGAUCUCCAUGGCGAUAUUGACCUGCUACCACAAGCGCAAGAACAGAAAGCUGGAGAAGGAGCUUAAUGAGAAGAUGGAGGAAUUCAGCACUCUGUCCAGACAAGCCUCUAUCAGGAGAUUCGACUCAAUCAACACUGACCCUCGAAUACCGAUUGAUGAAAAUAUUCCUCUCCCGCCUGAAAGCCAUACAAGGACCAGUAUGUCCUCUCUCUCGGGCCCCUCCGGUAAGAGGGACAGUCACUCCACCCUCUCCAUGGGGAGGGCAGAACGGCCCCCUCUGUACAGCUCCAUGCGCCGCGCCGAGAGGGACGCCUUCACACAGAACGCCUUCACACAGAACGCCCCGAACGCAAUGGACAUUGGGCCCUCUGCCAGCCAGAACCCCUCCCCCUUGCCCAUGGGCCCCGGCUCAGUGUCCGUGAGCCCUGCGCCCCCCCCUCUCAAGAUGGCGUACAGUAGCGCGUGGGGCGGGUCGCCCACCCCGCCCGAGGACGAGGAAGAGGAGGAGGAGGAAGAGCAGACCAGCAGCCUGCAUAUUUCUGAGGCAGUGUCACACUACUUCCACUACAGCAACGGAGUCCUGCACCCCAAACGCCAGCCUCACGCCAUCCUGCUCCACCCGAGGGGCCAGAUAAUAUAGAGCACUACAACCCCCAUCCUCCUCCAGCCAAAACCAGCAGCCAAUCAGCAUCCUCCACCUCAAAACCAGCAGCCAAUCAGUAUCCUCUACCCACAAACCAGCAGCCAAUCAGCAUCCUCCGACCCCAAGCCCAACAGCCAGUAAUCAUCCUCCGCCCGCAAACCCAACAGAAUUGUGGGAAUUGUGUGCAACACACUCCACGUGACUGGCGUUCUUGGCAGAUCUGAACGAGCGAUGGAGCUCUUUGGCACAGGAAGGAGAGGGGGAGAGCUGGCUUCUUUUGAAAACACAACUGUUAGCGACAUUUCACUUAGUGUAGCCUUAAUUUUUAAAAAAAGAAGCCCAGAUUCAUGUAUAAUGCGGGCAGUUCACACAGCGAAAUGAGAGUCGGCGAUGUGUCACUUUCACAUUUAAAAGAAAAAGUAAUGAAUACAAAGUAUAGUGUGUUGCUUACAGAAAUAAACAACUAACGUAGGCUCACUGCAUUCUGAACAAAACGUGCAGGCAGACAUUGACGUCCCUCCGAUGGCAGUUUUUCUCCUGAUGACCGGGGUUUAUGACUGUGGUUGUUCAUUGGCUCUCAGAGGCACUGAAACACUUUGAUUGACGUGAACUGGACCAAUAAUCACUGAGACGAGGACAAGGCAACUCCACGACUUCUCCUGCGUUCGGAAUACCUUGCUAUUAACUGACGGUGUUACAGACAUGUCAACCUUCACGUUCGGAAUACCAUGAGUCCGUGUUAAAUACAACA